UAUAUAUAUUUGAUUGUAAAAUCAGUAAUAUAAGGCAGGAUCGGAAUUGAAGUUUUAGUUUUUAUAUAUGGCGGCGACUCCGAAAGAUCACGUAGAAGAAAUCCGCAGAAGAAAGUUUAAAAUCGGAGUAGAGUCGAAGUCUCUGAAGGAUGAGGAUGACUACUCUGUGAAUGAGGACAUCCAUCAAGCCGUUAAACUCCUCUCCGCCGAGCUCUACUCCAAGGAUGUCCACUUUCUCAUGGAACUCAUCCAGAAUGCGGAGGAUAAUGAGUACGAGGAGGGAGUGGAUCCCAGUUUGGAAUUCGUCAUCACAUCCAAAGACAUAACGGACACCGGAGCCAAGGCCACGCUCUUGGUAUUCAACAAUGAAAAGGGAUUCUCCCCUAAGAAUAUUAACUCCAUUUGCAGCGUUGCGCGUUCCACCAAGAAAGGCAACCGCAAGACUGGCUAUAUUGGCGAGAAAGGGAUUGGGUUCAAGAGCGUGUUUCUGAUCACAGCCCGGCCUUACAUUUUUAGCAAUGGCUACCAGAUUCGGUUCAGUGAGGAGCCUUGCAGCCAUUGCGGUAUUGGUUAUAUUGUUCCAGAGUGGGUGGUGGAUGACAACCCUGUUCUUGCAUGCAUAAGACAAAUCUAUGGUUCUUCAACCCCACUCCCUACCACAACUCUAGUGUUGCCUCUCAAGUCUGACAAGGUGAAUCCCGUGAAGCAGCAACUUUCAACCGUUCAUCCUGAGCUCCUCUUGUUUCUUUCAAAGAUACGCAAGCUCUCAGUCAGGGAAGACAAUGAGGAUCUAAAGCUCAAUACUGUGAGCACAAUAUCCAUUUCAAGUGAGACAGAUUUUGUUAAGAAGAAAAACAUUGAUGCCGAGUCCUAUCUGCUAACUCUCGCUGCUGAUGAAAAGUUGGGUAACGCUGGACAAUGCAGUUACCACAUGUGGAGGCAAAGAUUCCCAGUCAAGCAACAACACAGAGUAGACAGAAGAAUGGAUGUUGACGAGUGGGUGAUUACACUUGCAUUUCCAAUUGGAGAACGUCUCAACCGGGGAACUACCUCCUCCUCCUCCUUAGGAAUCUAUUCUUUUCUUCCUACAGAGAUGGUCACCAACUUCCCGUUUAUAAUCCAGGCAGACUUCCUACUUUCAUCAUCCAGGGAGACUAUCCUUUUAGAUAACCCAUGGAACCAGGGAAUUCUCAACUGUGUUCCCUCGGCCUUCCUAAAUGCUUUCACCUCUCUAGUCAAAGCCAAUGAAGAUGCUCCCGUCUCUACUCUCAUUCAAAUGUUUGGCUUUUUACCAGUUGCAACUUCUUCUUAUGCAACUCUUAAUGCCAUAAGAAAUUCUAUCAAACAAAAACUGCUAGAGGAGGAUAUAAUUCCAUGUCAGUCCUACACAAAACAGAAGUUUUUCAGAAAACCAAAUCAAGUUGGUAGGCUGCAGCCUGCCUUUUGGAACUUGUUGAAUAAGGCAAGGAUGCAAGGGGUCACUUUGCACAACAUCUCUUCCCACGGAAGGCAUAUUCUGAAUUCUGCAUUUGAUCAGGAGGAGUACAAUGACAUUCUCAACUUUUUGGACGUAAAGCACGUUGAAGAUGGGUGGUAUUCGAGGUGCAUUCAGAGCUCUGAUCUUGUUUUAGGCGUGUCCGAAGAUCUUUACUUGGAACUGUUAUUAUUUGUUGCGGUCAACUGGAAACAAUCUUUUUCAAGUACUAAUAUGGUGAAAAUACCAUUGCUGAAGUAUGUUGACAGUAAUGGGCAUGUGGCACUGUGUAGCACAAAUGAGGUAUCUAAAGGUUAUCUCACAUUGCUUCUGUGCACUUGCUCUGAUCAAGUAUCGUGGCUGACUAGUUGGAACAGAGAGUUCCGCUGCAUUAAGGGAUAUUUCAUUGCUGAAUCAACACAAGAAGCAUUUCACAGUUCUUCUUCUAAUAAGUGGCAAAAUGUGUUGAAUUGGCUUCGCAAUGAGGUGAAUGUUAAAUCUGUAGAUGUGCAUGAGUAUGCACGUCUGAUCCACAAGUCACUGAGUCAUGAUCAGAAGCUUGUCCUCGCAUAUGCUCAUUUCCUAUAUCACUCGUGUCAGAGUCUGUAUUUGUCUAGAGGACAAAUUGAUUCGCUUAGGAGUGACAUGCCACUUGUUGAUGACUAUGGGCAGAUUGUCACCAAAAGAAAAGGUGUUGUUGUACCUGCAAAUGGAAGUAAAUGGGUUCAGCUGAUUGGUUCGAAUCCAUGGAAAAGUGAGGGUUACACUGAGCUCGGAGAAGACUAUUUGCGUUCUGGAAGAUAUGCUGAUGUAUCUACCAAGAAAGAAGAGCUCCUUGGAUUUCUUAAAUCUGAUGUCCAUGCGUUGGAUAUUCCCAAUUUGCCUCCUCCAGAUGCUACACUAUCCAGUAUGUCUUCACCACUAACAAGGGAAAACGCAUUCCUGCUGUUAGAUUGGAUUGGUAAUAUGAGAAUGCAGCAAGUUUCAAUGCCAGCGAGGUUCUUGGCCUGCAUACAGAAUGGAAGUUGGCUUAAAGUCCGUCUAUGUGGUAGUCCUGGCUAUCGGCCACCAUCACAAUCCUUCUUCCAUUCCUCAUCGUGGGGGCAUCAUUUGCAGAAUGGAUCAUUGCGUGUUGACAUCCCUCUACUUGAUCAGGAAUUUUAUGGUGGCCAGAUAUCCAACUAUCAGCAAGAGCUGAAAACAACUGGUGUCAUGUUUGAAUUUAAGGAUGCUUGUCAAUUUAUUGGGGAACAUUUUAUGUCUCUGGCGGCUUCUUCAACUUUGUCUAAAAAUGAUGUCUUCUCAAUACUUAAUUUCAUUAGGUAUUUGAGGGAUAAAUAUUUUUCUCCCGAUGAGUUCAUCAACAGUAUCAAAGAUAGGAGUUGGUUGCAGACAACUCAAGGCAAGAGGAACCCAGGACAAUCUGUUUUCUGUGAUAACGAAUGGGCUGCUGCCUCACAGAUCAGCGAUAUCCCAUUUGUUGAUCAAAAUUAUUAUGGUCAGGGUAUUCUUGCUUACAAGGAAGAACUCAAGCUGCUUGGUGUCGUCUUCGGUUUCAGUCAAAAUUUCCAGCUAGUUGUUUCCAACUUGAAACCUUCAGAAAAAUUGAGUUCACUAAGUGCUGAAGCAGCUCUCAUGGCACUGGACUGUAUUCGUCAUCUAAAUUUAACAUCUUCUGAUAGACUAUGCGGGGCACUCAAGGAAAACAGAUGUCUAAAGACGGUGAAUAAGGGAUACAAAUUUCCUGCUGAAUGUUUCCUACCUGAUCCAACCUGGGGUUGCCUUCUUCAGGUUUUUGACAGCUUCCCCCUCAUUGAUGAAAAGUUUUAUGGAAGCAGAAUCUUUGGCUACAAGAAUGAGCUACACAAAUUGGGAGUGAUCCAUGGUUUUAAUGAAGUGACUGAAAAAUUUGCUCGUGUUUUUAGGCAGCGAAGUGCUUUGAGUAAUAGCAAUGCACUUUCUUUCCUUGCAUGCUACAGGAAAUUAAAAGCAACCAGCUUCAAUUUACAGUCAGAUCAUAAUGUUGGGAAAUGCAUUAAGGAGGUAAAGUGGCUAAGAACUCAACUAGGAGUCACUUGUACACCAAAAGAGUGCAUCUUGUUUGGAGAAGAUUGGAAAUCAAUCUCUUCUGUCUCUCUAUUACCAUUUCUGGAUGAUGCUUACUAUGGCCAGGACAUUAAGGAGUAUGAAGCUGAGCUUAAUAAAAUGGGCGUUGCUACCACAUUUAAAAAGGGCACAAAAUUUGUGCCUGCAAGCAUUCGUCUGCCUCAGAACCCAAGUUGUAUUUCACCUUCUGUUGCAUUUUCAGUGUUGCAGUGCAUACAGAAUUUGCUUAAGGAUCAUGAAGACAAUCUGAUCUCUGAUCUUGUGAAAAAACUUAAUCAGAAGUGGAUCAAAACUCAAGGUGGUUACCGAAGUCCAAAAGAGUGUUUGCUUUACAGUUCCGAUUGGAAUGACACGUUGAAGCAAGAGGAUGGACCCUUCAUUGAUGAAAAGUUUUAUGGUCCAAAUAUUUUGUUAUACAAAAAAGAAGUCGAAGCUUUGGGAGUUGUGGUUGAGGUGAAAAAUGGAUGCUCAUUGGUUGCUGAUUACCUUGGUGUGCAUUCUAAUCGCACCACUAUCAAUCGGAUAUAUACAUACUUGUAUAAACAUGACUGGCUUCCUAGAGGUGAUAAUGUAAGUGCAGAGAUAUGGAUUCCCAAUGGGGAGAAUAGCGGAAAGUGGGUGAGUCCUCAGGAUUGUGUUCUCCAUGAUAAAACCAAUCUUUUUGGUUCACAGUUGUUUGAUUUAGGGAAGUAUUACAGUAAGGAACUGCUGGGUUUCUUUGGCAAAUUGGGAGUUAAUAGCAGUCCUUGCCUGGAGGACUAUUUGAAGCUGUGGAAAGCAUGGGAGUGUGCAGAUAGGAGAUUGAUGGGUUCUGAGUGCUGUGCCUUUUGGGAGUUUGUAGUGAAGCACUGGAACUCAAAGACAAAAAAAUAUGUUGAAGAGAAUUUAUCAAAACUUCCGGUUUGUUCAUACUCAGGGGGUCCAAAUGGGGGGAUUUUGCUGGUUGACAAACAUGAAGUUUUUAUAGGUGAUGAUCUCUACUUGAAGGAGGUUUUUGAAAAAAGUUGUGUGCAGCAGGAGGAGGGGAUGUUUGUUUGGUACCCCCAGCCAAGCCUUCCAUCCUUGCCCCGAACCAAGCUUCUCAAUAUCUACAGUGAAAUUGGUGUUCCAAGAUUGUCUGAAUCCGCCCAGAGCAGGGAAGUUUCUUCAAUUGAGUGUGCUGGACUGGAAAGGGCGAAUCCGGAAAUGAUGUUUGUUGGGAAGAAUAUGUUGAGACUCAUUCUUGGUUUUCUAGCUCAGGCUUGUGUGGAGAUGGAAGCGGAGAAGAGGCACGAGGCUGUGAGGCGGCUUGUAAACACCAGCUUUCUGGAGCUGAAACGACCAAUCACAGUUGAGUACAAGGUGUCAUUUUCGUCGGGGGAAAUCCUGAGUGCUAAAGGAAGCAGAAUGAUGCGAUGGGAGAGAGAGAAGUCUAAGUUCUUCAUUACAAAACUCGAGAAAUCAGAUGGUUACAAAGGUGUCCUCGAGUAUGCUACAUAUUACUCAGAAGAAGUUGCAAAGGGAAUAUUGUGGGAGAAAGAAGAUGAGGAGGUGUGGGAGCUUGCUGAAUUCAUCAAGUUAGGCUACAUCCUCAAGUUUGACCAAGAGGCUAUCAGGUUCCUGAUGAAGACAAAGAAUCUUGAGAUUUUCAUGGAGGAUGAACACUUUCUCUCAUCUCUCUUUCCUGAUGAUGAUGAAGAAGAAUAGGCCAGGCCAGGUAUGAUGAACAACAUUAAUUUUUAUGAAUUCAGAUUUCUUCAUUUGGCAAGGCAAGGGAAAAGAGAAGAGAAGAGUGAAGUGCAAUAUAAUUAUAUUAUAUUAUAUUGGGUUGUUUUCUGUUGUGCAAGUACGUUAGUUGUAUUAUCCUGAAAAUCUUUACUUACUAGGAUUUACUAUAAUUUUUUGUUAAAGCUAUAAAUAAUAUCAUGAAAGCUAAAGAUUGGAGUAAUGGAGAUUGAUCAAAGUAAUUAAGUUUGAAAUAUUGAUGAA
Messenger RNA from Ipomoea nil (Japanese morning glory), 5548 nucleotides. RefSeq lists its product as uncharacterized. The coding region runs from base 68 to 5266 and encodes 1732 amino acids. The record is from RefSeq and is a predicted model, not a curated record. The transcript is spliced from 4 exons. Lineage: Eukaryota; Viridiplantae; Streptophyta; Magnoliopsida; Solanales; Convolvulaceae.